AUGUCAGACAGCCGCUACAGCCGGCGCACUGACACGGGCAGCUACAGCCGGCGGCGGUGGGGCUCGACCGACCGCGACACCAUCACGUCCGACAACGACUCGCUGGUGUACCCAUCCUCGUCGGCCUCGCAGCAGCGGCACCGCAACCGCACCGUCGCCGUGGUCCCCGAAGACCCACCGCGGCCGCUCGACCUCGACAACGUACCCACGCGAACCGCCAUAAACCGCACCACGUCACGCUGGACGCAGAACGUGGCCGACGAGACAGGCAGCACGACGCCGCGGCGGCGCCCCUUCUCGUCAUCCACAACAGACUACAGCAGCGGGGCGCCGGGAUCGUACUACGCGACGCGCGCGCUGCAGGGGCGCGAGCGCGACGACAGCAGCGACCUGUCGCGGACGCGGGCCGAGGCGGACCGGCGCGACCGCGAGCGCCGCGAGCGCGAGCUGCGUGACAGCGAGCGGCGGGAGAGCGAGCGGCAGGACCGUGAGGAUGCAGAUACGCGGUGGCGCACGACGCAGGUGGUGACUGUCACGCGGCUGCGCUCGGAGCCCACGCUCGUUCGCCGUAGCACCGAGUCGUAUUACAGCCGUCGCGAGCGCGACAUGGGCACCAUAGACGAGAUCAAGGAUGAUGACAAAAGAUCCUGCGUGUGGAAGGAAUACCAUGCGGAAAGAGGCGUGAACAAGACGCCACGAAAUUCCGAGACCGGGAGGCGGAAUCUGUAA
Molecule: messenger RNA, 729 nt
Organism: Lasiosphaeria miniovina
Lineage: Eukaryota; Fungi; Ascomycota; Sordariomycetes; Sordariales; Lasiosphaeriaceae
Exons: 3
Coding region: 1-729 (242 amino acids)
Source: RefSeq, a predicted model, not a curated record